Diorhabda carinulata is the source of this 1127-nucleotide messenger RNA. RefSeq names its product isoaspartyl peptidase/L-asparaginase-like. The record is from RefSeq and is a predicted model, not a curated record. The transcript is spliced from 7 exons. Gene Ontology annotation, molecular function: asparaginase activity. NCBI's taxonomy places the organism in Eukaryota, Metazoa, Arthropoda, Insecta, Coleoptera, Chrysomelidae. The coding region runs from base 111 to 1100 and encodes 329 amino acids.
AAAGAAGAAUUUAGAGAAAACUGAAAAUUUACGUUAACGUCAUAUUGGUCAGAGAAAGUUCAAAUGAUGUUUUUGGAACAAAACUUUUGAAUUUGCGAAAAUACAUUGAUAUGUCAGGAGAUUUCCGACUUUAUGUAACAAAAAAAUUAUUUAGUGACAAAAUGGAACCUAUUUUAUUGAUACAUGGCGGUGCUGGAGAUAUACCAGAAUCGAGAAUUGCAAAUAAAAUCGCCGGCCUUAAAAAGUCGGUUGAUAUCGGAUUUAAAUUUUUGCAAAAUGGUGGAAACGCAUUGGACGCCGUUGAAGCAGCCGUUAGGUACAUGGAAGAUGACGAAAAUUUUAAUGCAGGUUAUGGUUCGGUUUUGAAUUUAGACGGGGAAGUUGAAAUGGAUGCAAGUAUUAUGGUGGGAUCCAAUCUAGGUGCUGGUGCAGUUACAGUAGUUAAAGAUAUAGCUCAUCCAAUCAGUUUAGCUAGAUUGGUAAUGGAAAAAACUCCCCACGUCCUCUUUGCAGGGGCUGGGGCCAAUAAAUUAGCUGAAGAACAUGGGAUUCCCACUGUAGCACCGGGAAGUUUGGUUACUAAAGCCGCUAAGGACGCUCUUGAACGAUUCAAACGUAAAGGAGGUGAUUUAACUGAAAUUGGUCAUAAGAACCCAGGAGAUGUUGGGACGGUAGGUGCAGUUGCGUUAGAUUGUCAUGGUAAUUUAGCCGCCGCUACUUCGACUGGUGGUAUUAAUGGUAAAAUGGUAGGGAGAAGUAGUGAUACUUGUAUGUUAGGUAGUGGUACAUACGCUGAUAAUGAUUUUGGAGCUGUUUCGACCACUGGACACGGAGAAACAAUUGCUAAAUAUUGUUUGGCGAUUUCUAUUAUAAGAGAAAUGGGAAUAGGAAAAUCAGCGCAAACAGCGACGAAAGAAACUUUGGAGAAUAUGACUAAACGUCUUAAUAAUACUGCAGGUGCGAUAACUUUGUCUAAAAAUGGCGAUCCGGGAAUUUACUUUACAAGUCGUGGAAUGGGUUGGGCUUAUCGGAAAGGAAAUGAAUUACAUUAUGGUAUCAAUCACGACGAACAUGAAAUAGAAUUUUUGAAAAGUUUAUAAACAUAGAGUAAUACAUACUUUGUUUUA